Molecule: messenger RNA, 1035 nt
Organism: Fusarium redolens
Lineage: Eukaryota; Fungi; Ascomycota; Sordariomycetes; Hypocreales; Nectriaceae
Product: ankyrin repeat-containing domain protein
Exons: 2
Coding region: 1-1035 (344 amino acids)
Molecular function (GO): protein binding
Source: RefSeq, a predicted model, not a curated record
AUGGCAACAAUCAGCAAAGUUGAACAUCAUACUGUCCAGGUCGAGAAGAAGAUAAAGGAUCUCUGCCUCCUGGAGGUUAUGGUCGAUAUGUUCUACCGUGUGUCUCGUCUCGAAGUCGUGAGCCACCGCAGCAGCUAUCCCGACCUCCUUGUCGCUGCCUUCUACGGAUGGGUCGAUAUCAUUGACAAAAUGCUCAGCUUGGGCAGCAACCCUGAUAUCCAAGACUCAAAGGGGGUAACGGCACUACAUGUUGCCUGCACGUCUCUGGAGGAAGCCUCGACGGAAAUAGUUACAGUUCUGAUGAAUGAUGGUGCUGAUCCGGACCUACAACUCAAAGAUACCGGCUUUACUCCUAUGCAUCAGGCCAUCUGGGCAUGUCGGGGGGAAGCUGACCCCUGGGACUCUAGUGGAAAGGUUGAGGCACUCCUAGAUGGAGGAGCAGAUAUCAACAUGCAGGACAGUCAAGGCCGUGCCCCUGUCCAUAUCGCGUCUUCUAUCCCCUGGGAUAACAGCCUCUUUAAGCUUCUUUACCAAAAUGGUGCAAGGCUUGACCUUGUCGACGACAAGGACAGAUCUAUCUUGCAUUACGCAGCGGCAUAUGGAGACCUAGAACAUAUUGAAUACCUGCGCUAUCUUCGGCUAACAGAACCGGAUCCAGAAGGCAAAGACAUCAACAGUUACACUCCAAUGAAUAUGAUGGUAUGGAGGGAAAAAACUGAAAAAGAAAAACUUUGGCAAAACAUGAAACGACCAACUGCGGAAGAACUUGCAUCUUUCUAUUCUUUGAUCGAAGAGAUAAAGCAUCACAGGCUUGAGCGCGCGUAUACCAGAACAAAUAGGAAACUUAGCGGUGGCUGUUUCCAAAGUAACCGCCCAGGAAAACGUCUCAACGCUAAAGAACGGUCAAAGAAAGGGAAACGUCUCACCCAUCGCGACAGCAGGCCGAAGAAGGCCAAGCUCCUCCUGCCGUUGUCUAUUGAAGAGGAAGGGACAGUUAGUGGUGUGCAAUUUAAGUUUGAUACCAGGGAAGGUUAG